AUCUGCAAUUUUAAUUCGAAAAGCGAGUCGCCUUCUGCUUGACAACCAUAAAAUUAUCUGUCUGCUGAUCGGAUCGGUUCGGUUCGGUUCGGUUCUCUCUCCUCGGACUGUUUUCAGUCAGUUAUAUUAACUUCACUCUGUGAAACAUGAACUACUCCAGAUUUUUGACAGCCGUGAGUGCAGCCCGGAAGCCGUCCCCCAUCCGUAUUCUGACUGAGCUCCAGCAGCGUUCUCCCCCUACCUUGAUUUCUCUUGCUGGGGGAGCCCCGAACCCUGACACCUUCCCUUUCCACUCCGCCAGCAUUAAAAUGAAGAAUGGAGAAACCAUUGAGUUUGAUGGGGCCAUGAUGAAGAGGGCUUUGCAGUAUUCUGGCUCUUAUGGUAUUCCAGAGCUGAUCUCGUGGAUGAAGGAGCUCCAGAAAAGGCUGCAUAACCCUCCAACAGCGAGCUUCAGCCCAGAGAGAGGACAGAUGGAGAUGUGUGUCACCACUGGCAGCCAGGAGGGACUCUGCAAAGUGUUUGAGAUGCUUGUCAAUCCUGGUGAUACUGUGCUCCUUGAUGCACCCACAUAUUCAGGAACUCUGGCAGCGCUCCAGCCGCUGGGCUGUAACAUCGUGAAUGUGCCGAGUGAUCAGUAUGGUAUGAUUCCGGACAGCCUUAGAGACAUUCUGGCCCAGUGGGACUCGCACAAACCUGACAGCACUACACCCAAAGUCCUCUACACCAUCCCUAACGGAGGCAACCCCACCGGAGCCUCAAUGACCUUAGAGAGGAAGCAGAAGGUCUAUGAGCUCGCAAAGAAGUAUGACUUUCUUAUCAUUGAAGAUGACCCAUAUUAUUUCCUGCAGUUUCAAAAGCCAUGGGCUUCUACAUUUCUUUCACUAGAUGUGGAUGGACGAGUUAUACGAACAGAUUCUUUUUCCAAAAUCCUGUCAUCAGGGUUAAGGAUAGGUUUUGUCACUGGACCAAAACCAUUAGUGGACCGUGUUGUACUUCACAUUCAAGCGUCCACCAUGCACACCAGCACCCUCACUCAGCUCAUGGUGUCUCAGCUCCUGCACGGCUGGGGUCAGGAAGGUUUCCUGAAGCACAUUGAUGGGGUUGUGGAGUUUUAUCGAGCCCAGAGGAAUGCUAUGCUCUCUUCAGCAGAUAAAUGGCUUAAAGACGUAGCAGAGUGGCACGCACCAGUGGCAGGCAUGUUCCUGUGGAUUAAACUAAAGGGCAUUAAAGACACACAGCAGCUUAUAAUGGAGAAAGCACUAGAGAAAGAGGUGCUUCUUGUUCCUGGAGGAGUUUUUAACAUCCACAGUUCAGAGCCGUGUCCCUACGUCAGAGCCGCAUUCUCUCUCUCGACACCACAACAGAUCGACGAGGCUUUCAAGAGACUCUCAGCUCUCAUCAAGGAGGCUCUGUGAGAAUGAUGUUUUUGCACACAGACACCUAGAUGACCUCUGCAAUGACCAAACUGGAAGUUUCUCACUGCAGUUGUGCGGACAAUUAAUCAUAAUGCCUUUAAACACACUACAAGUCUCAGCUGUCUUUCUAACUAUUAGUCAAGUCAGCUUUAUUGUCAAUACUACAAUAUGUACAGGACAUACAGUGUACUGAAAUUACGUUACUCUCAGACCCCAUGGUGUAACAAUAAGAUUGAAUAGAUUUUUUACAACACUAAUUGUAAAAAUAAACAUUAAUUGUAGAAAGAUUAGUAAAAAAUAAUCUAAGUAUAAGAGGUCCUGAUAUUAACACUAAAGUGACAUAAGGCACAUAAAGAUUAGGGUCUGUGGGUAUAAGUGGUGCAAAUUUAAACAGUAGUGCAGUUAGAAUGAGCUUAUGGAGCAGUUAAAGUGAUGAGUGCAUAGCAGAGUUCAGUGUUGGGGAGUGGGGGUCAGGAACCUUUGUUUGGGGGGGGCGUAAAGUGCGUAAAGUAGGGAGAGAGUUGAGCAUCCUGACAGCCUGGUUGAUGAAGCUGCCCCCAGUCUGAUAGUCCUGGCCCGGAGACUGAUGGCAGCAGGCUGCAGAAGCUGUGUAUUGGGUGAGUGUGAUCACCUAGCAAAGAUAGCAUUAGUUUUAAAGGGUUAAACCUAGAGAAACCUGUCUCACCUCAAGAAACAUUCAUUUUCUGUGAGUAAAUUUGCAUAUGAUUGCUGUCAAGACAAAACUUUAAAUCUCUCUGUUUUUUUUCCAUUAUUUCAAAUUGCCAGCUGCUCUUAACAUUAUGUGAAAGUUUAUAGUGAAUGGACCAAGAGAAAUGGUCCAGAGUUACUUGAAAUGAAAUCUUUUCAUGCUAAUUUCCAUGAAAAGUUAUGAAUGUUUCUCCUGUAAAGUUACUGUUUUAGAGAUACAAGGUUUUGUUCUGACAGUUCAGGUGGCAUUUACAGCUUGUUUAUAUGAUGAUUACGAUGUGUAUGUAAUAGUAAGUGAAGUAUUCUGAGAGUAAAUAAUAUAUUUGGUGCCAUAAAUUACAAAUUCUGUUAUUAUGUUUGGUAAAAAGGACACAUCUUUUACAGAGAACACACUUGUACACAAAUAAAACACACUGUGGCCUGUGCAAA
This is a messenger RNA of Pygocentrus nattereri (red-bellied piranha), 2552 nucleotides long. RefSeq names its product aminoadipate aminotransferase (gene aadat). The record is from RefSeq and is a predicted model, not a curated record. Bases 147 to 1415 code for a protein of 422 amino acids. Gene Ontology annotation, molecular function: pyridoxal phosphate binding; L-kynurenine:2-oxoglutarate transaminase activity. Lineage: Eukaryota; Metazoa; Chordata; Actinopteri; Characiformes; Serrasalmidae. Gene Ontology annotation, biological process: biosynthetic process. The transcript is spliced from 14 exons.